AUGGUCACAGGGGCUUUUGAUGCUUCUGCCGCGGUCUUCCUCAUCUACCGCAUGGUCUUCGAGGCAACUGUCGGCCGCCUCACGCUCCAAAAAUUCUUCUUCGGUUAUACUGCUGUGCCCGCUUUCAUCGCCAUCGCCGAGUUUGCUUAUAUGCCGCGCGUCUCCUAUCACACCAUCAACGAGCUGGAACGGAAGAUUGGCAGAGCCCAAGAUGACAGCGGAGACAUUCACGGAUCUGAUCAAGACAUAUCCAACACGGAGGAAUUAGCAAGAAUACAUGGCGCUCGCGCGGAUCAGCGGAUGGUCAAGUUGAGCCAGCUCGAGAACAUUGCUGGCGACGACGAACAACGCGAACAACGGCGACGUACGAAGGAGACCCGACAGGCGGCAAGUGGCGUGUGGGGUGUCUUACACGGUACUCCUGCCCGCAGGCAGAUACUCAGCCCCUGGUUUCUGCUCAUGCUACUGCUGACCGCUUUUCAGAUGUUGAGAAUGAACGUUUUCAUCGCCACCAUACGUGCACAAUACCGAUACAUGCUGCGCUCCGAGCUCCUUGCUGCGGGCAUAAAUCGCUUUUUUGACGUCGCAUUACCAGUUGGAGGCGUAGUAUCAACGCCAGUCAUCGGCCUAUUGCUCAACAACCUCAGCGUAUCCAUGGUAUUUGCCUGUAUCACUAUCUUCAUCGUCGCCAUUGGUGUUCUCAACUGUAUGCCACUUGUCUGGGCAGGGUACGCCACCGUCGUUGUUUUCGUCGUAUUCCGGCCGCUUUACUAUUCCGCUAUUUCCGACUAUAUAACUAAAGUUUUUGGCUUUGAUACCUUCGGACGUAUCUACGGAACGGUCGUGUGCUUUUCAGGCAUAACAAACCUCGCCCAACCCGCCCUUGACGCGCUUACGCAUGAGGUCUUUGUGGGGAAUCCGAUUCCCGUCAACAUCGCACUUGCAGCAGGAGGGGUAGUCCUUGGUACAGCUUUGACCAUCUUUGUUGCAGUCAUGGGCCGGAAGUUUGCGGAUGAAGAAGAAUCCUGGUCUGGUGGUUCCGACGAGCAGGAGCGGCUUCUGCCUGGCAACCAAGCUAUUGGGUACAGAAUCCUUGAUCACUUGGCCAAGCUUCUUGGCUUCUAUGAGGUUGCUGCCAAGAUUUUAGAGGGCGACGGUCAGCAGCGCAAGCGGAAGAGAGGGUGGGUAGGGUCAUAUGGAAAUGUUUGGGAGGCUGUCCAAGGAUUCGAGUUCCGUUUGGAGGUCCUCGAGGACUACAAACAACUAGCAUCCGAAAUACCCGGUCCAGAGCACUUCAACCUCGGUUGGGAGAAAUUCAACAAGUACUACAGCCGACUGGACGAAUACCGAUCUACUAUGCGGCCUUGA
This is a messenger RNA of Purpureocillium lilacinum, 1368 nucleotides long. The record is from RefSeq and is a predicted model, not a curated record. NCBI's taxonomy places the organism in Eukaryota, Fungi, Ascomycota, Sordariomycetes, Hypocreales, Ophiocordycipitaceae.